Messenger RNA from Durotheca rogersii, 1277 nucleotides. RefSeq names its product S-adenosyl-L-methionine-dependent methyltransferase. The transcript is spliced from 3 exons. The coding region runs from base 149 to 1222 and encodes 357 amino acids. Gene Ontology annotation, biological process: methylation. The record is from RefSeq and is a predicted model, not a curated record. NCBI's taxonomy places the organism in Eukaryota, Fungi, Ascomycota, Sordariomycetes, Xylariales, Xylariaceae. Gene Ontology annotation, molecular function: methyltransferase activity.
GUGUUUCCACGAACAAAACAAAUCCUGUCUUUUGUCUCUCCUCCAGCCCUCCGGAACUCCGGAACCCCGUCUAGGCUAUAUCUUGACACGCCCGUACUGCCUCUCGCAACCGACAAUCGCCGCCGUCGCUUCGCUGCAUACCCCAGCCAUGGCCCAGAACGCCACUGCCGCCGCCGCCGCCGGUCUGCCGCACCCCGGCGACCAGUACGAGAUCCCGAGCGUCGAGGCCCAUGGGUCUUUCGACUCGCUCAAGGAGCGCAUCAAGAAGCACUACGAGAUCGCGUCCGACUACUACUACUCGCUAUGGGGCCAGCACAUCCACCACGGGCUGUUCCGGUCGGCGGACGAGACGAAGGAGCAGGCGCAGGCGAACCUGAUCGACUUCCUGCUGGAGAUCAGCAACGGGGGCGCUGGGGCCGAGGCCGAGACCGGCGCGACGCCGUUCCCGCGGCCCGGCACCCGCGUGCUCGACGUCGGGUGCGGGCUGGGCGGCACCUCGCGCUUCCUGGCGCGCGAGCGCGGCUGCCGCGUCACCGGCAUCACCAUCAGCGGGCGGCAGGUGGCCAUGGCGCGGCAGGCGACGGCGGCCGAGGUCGCGGGCCUGGCGGCGGGAGGCGCUGGCGACGCCGCCGCCGCCGCCGCGACCGCCGACGGCUUCCUCGCGUACCCCGGCGGCGGCGGCGCCCGCUUCCUCGAGCUCGACGCCGAGACCAUGCGCGCGCACUUCGACCCGGGGCCCGGGGCCCCGGCCCCCUUCGACUGCGUGUGGAUCACCGAGGCGCUGUCGCACCUGCCGGCGAAGGAGGGCUUCUUCGCGGCCGCGUUCGCGCUGCUGCGCGGCGGAGGUGCCGGUGCUGACGCCGGCCUCCUCGUCAUCGCCGACUGGUUCAAGGCCCCCGGCCUCGACCCCGCCCGCGAGGCCGCGGACCUGCGCCCGAUCGAGGACGGCAUGCUCGUCCCUCGCCUCUACACCAUCGACGAGUACGUCGGCCUCGCCGAGCAAGCCGGCUUCCGCCUGCGCGGCGCCCCCGUCGAUAUCAGCAAGGACGUCGCUAGGACGUGGGACAUCUCGUGGUCGCUCGUGUCGUCGCCCGCGCUGUGGGCCUUCGCCAUAUCGCAGGGCCGCGACGGGCUCGCGUUCCUGCAGGCCUUCCGCGCGAUGCGGCGCGGCUACGCUAACGGGUCCUUCCGGUACGCCGUCAUGUGCUUCGAGAAGCCGUGAGUGGCGCGCGGCGGCGGACGAAAUAGGCCGUCGGCUCGCGCAACCCCCCCCCCGG